GACAUUCCAAACAAGUUCAGGUCUAUGAAAUUAAUCUCAAAAUCAAGCUGAGCCCGUCUCAUAAACAUGUAUAGCUUGGACUAGUGGUAAUGGGACCAUAGUAAAUAGUAGUAGUAGUUUAUUUGAGUCUAGAGUAACUAGCUAGAAUCUGUUAUGUGGGAAAAUAGGCAGCAGGGGAUGAGGGGCGCCCAAAUUUAAUGCCAUAUAAACGAAUGGUCCAGAAUUUGGAUAUUGGUGAAGAGAUUUGCCUGUUCCCCAGCAACCAACUCGAAGAAAAGUUGACCCUAGUACCACAUUAAUCCAUUUAACUAACUCAAUAAAUAUUACAGUAUAUUUGUUGCUUUUAUUUUUUUCUUCUCCCGCAUUAUAGAUGUAACUGCCACCCUGCCAUUGAUUUCUUUCUUCCGUAUAUGGCAACGAAAUUAAAAGCAUCACUACAAGACAAAGGCUCUGCAGUCUAGAUAUCAAUAUCAUUAUUUUAAUCUGAAAUAUCAGAAAAAUUAUGAGGGUCUUGCAGGUGUUUCAGGCCCAAAAUGGGUGCUGUUAUUCUGCACUUGUGAUCACCGUAUAUAGUGUCUUACUUUUAGAUUGAUUUGAGAGAGAGACUUGUUUGGCUUGUAUUGAAAGGUAAGCAAUCCAAGGUUAGAGGCUGAAAGAGAGUGGAAAAACAGACUAGUCUUAGGAGUGAGGUAUCGAAUGAAGGUGAAACUUGCUCAAGUGAAGAAGCAAAAUCACUUGCUUGUGAAGAAGCUCACAAAAUCUCUUGCAAGUUUGGAGGCUCUGAGCCUUGUUUUUGGGAAUUGCAAGCUAAGCAGGUUUAACUUAGUAGCUAGCCCUUCUCUCCCUUCUUAUAUAUAUUUUCCACUAUUCAGCAAUCAAUCAUCAUGCCUAAUUGCCUCUUGUUGUGAAGAUUCACAUCAUCAUCAUCAUCAUCAUCACAUAUUCAUCAUUUGAGGUUUUGAAAGAGAAGAAAAAAUGAAAGCAACAUUCUGUUUUUUUCUGCUAGCUCUACUAAUAGUGAGUUGGGAAUCUGCAGUAGUAGUAGCAAGGAGGCCCUUCCCUUCAACCGAUGGAAUGUGCCAUCCAGGCCCCAAAGCGGCACCAGGACCAGGGCCCGUGUCUUCACCAUCUAAUACUGUAGAGUCAGAAAAGGGUUUAAUGGAAGAAGCAUACUCAUAUAGAGUGAGCAAAAUAGGGUCAAGUCCACCAAGUUGUGAGCACAAGUGUUAUGGUUGCACUCCAUGUGAAGCGAUUCAAGUGCCGAGCACCAGCAGCUGGCGCAGUCAUUUGGGGUUGCAGUACACAAAUUAUGAGCCCGAGAGUUGGAAAUGCAAGUGUGGUCCUUCCCUCUAUAGCCCGUGAACGUGAAUCAAUAUACUAUGUAACUAUGUUCUUGUUCAUACCCAUUUAAUAUAGUUGAUGUAUAAUCAAUGAUCUCCUAUCUGUCUCUCACCUUCAUAUUUAUAGUUCCCUCGUGUACAAACAUCAAUUCAAAGGAUUUUAUUAUGUCAUA
Messenger RNA from Glycine soja, 1513 nucleotides. RefSeq names its product EPIDERMAL PATTERNING FACTOR-like protein 3. Gene Ontology annotation, biological process: stomatal complex development; guard cell differentiation. The record is from RefSeq and is a predicted model, not a curated record. Lineage: Eukaryota; Viridiplantae; Streptophyta; Magnoliopsida; Fabales; Fabaceae. The transcript has 3 exons. The coding region runs from base 976 to 1362 and encodes 128 amino acids.